Messenger RNA from Blastomyces gilchristii SLH14081, 3436 nucleotides. Its product is annotated as Cullin 1. Bases 394 to 2772 code for a protein of 792 amino acids. The record is from RefSeq and is a predicted model, not a curated record. The transcript is spliced from 6 exons. Gene Ontology annotation, molecular function: ubiquitin protein ligase binding. Lineage: Eukaryota; Fungi; Ascomycota; Eurotiomycetes; Onygenales; Ajellomycetaceae. Gene Ontology annotation, cellular component: SCF ubiquitin ligase complex. Gene Ontology annotation, biological process: SCF-dependent proteasomal ubiquitin-dependent protein catabolic process; protein ubiquitination.
UUCCAACUCGCCGCCAGUUCUGCCUGGCAAAACACGGCCUUUCUCCUCGUUUCUGCACCUUCGACACAUCCCUACUCUGCUUUUCUCUCUUUGUCCUGUCAGCUUCAUAGCCCGUUUUUGAUCUUUGAUUUGGGAGCCUUUCCUUCAAUCGGUAGCUCGUUUUAUUUUAUUAUUCUUUUUUUUUUUUUUUUUUGGUUUGCAAGAAGCUCAAGCGCUCGUUUCAAACUACUGGUGAUAGCACAUCCAAAAUACCUCCCUUGACCGGCUCGUCUCUUACCCCUCCGCCCUUCACCCACUGGGCUUGGACACCUAUCUACCUUCCCUCUCCUCUUACGAACAGGUUGGCCUUUGUGACCGUGACGCUGCGAAACCCCCUAACCCCCCCCUCCGUCGAUGAGGUUAACCCACCUCAAACUCCCAGGCCGUCGUUCUCGCAGUCCAGUAUCACCACAUCCCAAGAGUGCAGCCAUGCCUCCUUCAGGAAUUCAGACUCCCCACAAGGAUGAUAUUGACGAAACAUGGGCGUAUCUGGAAAAGGGUGUCGAGCGGGUUAUGACCCAGUUGGAGGGUGGGAUUGACAUGCUUACGUAUAUGGGCGUUUACACGGCCGUUCACAACUUCUGCACCUCCCAAAAAGCCAUUUCAACCCCUAGCAGUCCAGCGUCACAUGGUGGCCAUCGUGGAGCCCACCUUCUUGGAGAGGAACUAUAUAAUCUCCUCGGCAUAUAUCUCUCCCGUCAUCUCAAUGACGUUUACGAAUCCUCCCUAAGCCAUUCUGAUGAAUCUCUGUUGGCAUUUUACAUCCGCGAGUGGACUCGUUACACCACAGCAGCACAAUAUAUCAAUCAUCUUUUCAAAUACCUUAACCGUCAUUGGGUAAAACGAGAAGUUGAUGAGGGGAAGAAAGAUAUUUACGACGUCUACACCCUCCAUCUGGUAAAAUGGAAGGAAGAUUUCUUCAAGAAGGUGCAAAAGAGCGUCAUGGAUGCCGUACUGAAGCUCGUGGAGAAGCAACGGAAUGGCGAAACCAUUGAACAGUCCCAAAUUAAAAGUAUCGUCGACUCAUUCGUCUCCCUCGGUCUCGAUGAGAAUGAUAGUACAAAGUCCACGCUGGUGGUAUACCAGUUCUACUUCGAGAAGCCUUUCAUAGAGGCUACCAGAGUCUACUAUGAAAACGAGUCAAAGCGGUUUGUAGCUGAAAACAGCGUGGUGGAGUACAUGAAAAAGGCGGAAGCUCGCCUCGAAGAAGAACGGGCCCGGGUUGACCUCUACCUUCACCCCGACAUCACCAAAAAUUUAACGGAAACAUGCUUGGAUGUCCUGGUGACUGCUCAUUCCCCGCUACUGCGGGAUGAAUUCCAAGCUCUUCUAGAUACCGAACGUCAAGAUGAUCUUGCCCGUAUGUAUCGAUUGCUUUCUCGAAUUAAGGACGGUUUAGACCCGUUACGUAACAAAUUUGAGACCCACGUUCGGAAAGCUGGGCUUGCGGCUGUCGAAAAAGUGGCGCCUAAUGGAGAUGCGGUCGAGCCCAAGGUCUACAUUGAUGCCCUGUUACAGGUUCAUACCAAGUACCAAUCUAUGGUAAACAAUGCCUUUGCGGGAGAGUCGGAGUUUGUCCGCUCGCUGGAUAAUGCUUGUCGAGAAUUUGUCAACCGUAAUACAAUUUGCAGCACAAGUUCGACGAAGUCUCCUGAACUGCUUGCUCGGUACACUGAUUCCCUUCUGAAGAAGGGAGUUAAAUCUCCAGAAGAGUCGGAAUUGGAAGAGAUGCUUGUUCAGAUCAUGACUGUCUUCAAGUAUAUUGAAGACAAGGACGUUUUCCAGAAGUUCUAUUCUAGAAUGCUGGCCAAACGCCUCGUGCAUGUCAGCUCCGUUUCUGAUGAUGCGGAAACCAGCAUGAUUAGCAAACUGAAAGAGGCCUGUGGCUUCGAAUAUACGAAUAAACUCCAGCGAAUGUUCCAGGACAUCCAAAUCUCGAAGGAUCUCAACGCCAGCUACCGGGAUUGGCAAGAGAAGGUCCUGGAUGACGAGGACAGGAAGAAGCUAGUGGACCCCCAUUUCCAGAUCCUCGGAACGGGAUUCUGGCCCCUUACCGCUCCGACAACCCAAUUCAUCCCCCCCCAGGAAAUCGUCAAGACAACAGAGCGAUUUAAGAACUUCUACUUUGACAAACACAACGGUCGCAAACUUACAUGGCUAUGGAAUCUAUGCAAGGGCGAGAUCCGUGCGAACUACAUCAAAAACACAAAAGUACCAUAUACAUUCCAGGUAUCGACCUACCAGAUGGGAAUCCUCCUCCUGUUUAACGAAAGCGACACGCUGAGCUUCUCCGAUAUCGAAAAGGGGACAGCACUCGCGCCGGAGGCUCUCGAACCUAACCUUGGUAUCCUCGUCAAAGCUAAAGUUGUGAUCCCUUCACCCGAGAACGGCAAACCAUGUCCUGGAACCUCCUAUUCUCUAAACUACAAUUUCAAAGCAAAGAAGAUUAAAGUCAACCUUAACAUCUCCGUCAAGUCGGAACAAAAGCAUGAGACGGAUGACACGCACAAGACUAUUGAUGAGGAUAGGAAACUUCUCCUCCAGUCGGCCAUUGUCCGUAUCAUGAAAUCCCGUAAAAAGAUGAAACACGUCCAACUCGUGCAGGAGGUGAUCCAACAAGUGAAAGCCCGCUUCCCGCCCAAGGUACCGGAUAUCAAAAAGAAUAUCGAAGCGCUGAUGGAGAAGGAGUAUAUUGAGCGGCUGGAUGGGGACGAUUUGGCGUAUAUUGCUUAAAGGCCUUGUUCUCUUCUCUUUUUCCCUUUCUAAUCAUAUUCGACGAGCAGCAGCAGCAACAAAUGAAGCGGGCGAAGGAUAAGGGGCGGCAGGGAAGUGAAAGGUAGAAAUAGACAGAAGUUAUGUAUCCAUACGGCGAAGGUGAGGGGAUAUAUUUGGGAAGAGGGGGAAGAGGCGGAUGAAACGAUACCAAAGCGCCGGACGGAGAAGAAAGAGAAGGAAAAUAAGGAGAGAAGGGGUUAGGAAGGCAUCAAUUUGCAAGAGUAAUAAAUUGCAAAAAAAAAAAAAAAAACGCGAAGAAGACAGCCAACCACAUCAACAAUAACACCAACUCAACAGUACUAAUUUUCUUUGCUGAUUCGGAUCUCUCUACUCUGUACUUCAAACCAAAUGAAUGUCUGUCGAGUUCUUUAUCUGCAGAGUCAGUCUGUUGUAUACAAUGUGAGCAGACAUUGACUUAGCUCAUUUGAUAUGCUUAGUAUCUGUUUGCCGUUUUCAUCUAAUUCUUCAAGUAUGAAAAGAAGUCUUCUAUUGUAAUAUAUGUGAUUCAAAGGCUUCUUAUAUAUAAGAUAAAAUAAUUAGUGGAGUCACUAGGUGUAACGUGGCGGAACCGAAGCAGUAGCUAAACAGCAGCGUCACGUAGGUAGUAUCUAGUGAGAAGCUG